This is a messenger RNA of Gossypium raimondii (Peruvian cotton), 1677 nucleotides long. RefSeq names its product putative transferase At4g12130, mitochondrial. Lineage: Eukaryota; Viridiplantae; Streptophyta; Magnoliopsida; Malvales; Malvaceae. The transcript has 5 exons. Gene Ontology annotation, molecular function: protein binding. The coding region runs from base 288 to 1460 and encodes 390 amino acids. Gene Ontology annotation, cellular component: mitochondrial matrix. The record is from RefSeq and is a predicted model, not a curated record.
UGCCAUGUCAACUGCUCAAUAUAUGCAAAUAUAAACCCAAAGCCCAUGUUCUUCUUCAGAAUUCUAACAAAUCCAAUCUCAUUCAAGAAUUUCAUCGAACAUCUGGUGUCUUUUCUUCCUCCGAACAACAACGUUAGCGUGUCAGUGUGCCACGUAUCAAAAACUCGACCGACUGCCCACGUGUCCACCAUCCAAGUUGCCCACGACGAACACUUCUAAACCCCUGCAUUUCUUCCUUUAAACCCUCACAGAAACAAUUCAAAUCUCCAGUCCAAAACGACUCCGAAAUGCACCGUUUCAGGUCCUCUCUUCUCUCCCACCAUCGUUGCCUUCACAGCCUCCAAAACGCUGGUCCACUAUGCUCUCACUUAAAAUCCCGCUCUGUAAUCCGGUUUUCAGGACCCGACACCAUCAAAUUCCUUCAGGGUCUUUUAUCAAACGAUGUACGGAGGUUCGGUGAACCCCCACGUGAAGAGAACUCCCCCAUUCCUACGCCGAACGUGGCCUCUGUUGUAGUUCCUCCUAUGUAUGCAGCUCUUUUGACGCCUCAAGGAAGGUUUUUGUAUGACUUGUUCUUAUAUAGGCCGCCCCGGCCGGAGGAGAAGCUGGACAGGACUGGGUCGGGUCCAGGUAAUGGGUCUGGUGGGUCGGUGGAGAUUUUAGCUGAUGUUGAUAACUCGAUCUCGGAUGGGUUGUUGGCGACUCUUAAGAAAUACCGGUUGAGGUCUAAAGUAGAUAUUGAUAAUGUGGCAGAAGACUUCAGUUGCUGGCAGAGGUACGGGCGUGACCUUUCUGGAAAAACCCCUACUGUCGAGGAACCAGAGGCGGAUUCCGUUGGUUGGGGUGGUGGUGUUGAUCGUGCUGACAUGUCAGCUUCACAUAGCAGUGAUGUUGGAUGGCAAUGGUUUAAGGAUCCCAGAUUAGGUUGUCUAGGUUUUAGGGGGAUUUUUCCGUCUGGUACAAUGCCGCCAUUAGUUGAGUCGGAUAAAGAAACAGAUGAGGAGAAUUACCUUAUGUGGAGAUUAGAGAAGGGAAUUGCUGAGGGCUCAACUGAAAUUCCCAAAGGGGAAGCGAUUCCACUCGAAUACAAUUUCGCAGGUCUAAACGCAAUCAGUUUCGAUAAAGGGUGCUAUGUGGGGCAAGAACUUAUAGCUCGUACACACCAUAGGGGGGUUAUUCGCAAGCGUUUGCUUCCUUUAAAAUUUCUCGAUAAUAACGGAAAAGAGGUGGAGGGGAAAGUUACCCCUGGUUCAGAGGUGAUCAACACUGCCUCUGGUAAGAAGCUAGGGAGUGUAACCACUGCACUUGGCUUUCGUGGAAUGGGUGUCUUGCGGCUUGACGAUGCAUUCAAAGACACAUUGACGAUACAGGGGCAAGAAGAUAUAAAGGUUAUGGCAAUUAGACCAGAUUGGUGGCCUGCAGAAUGGUUUCAAGAUCAACAACAUACUGCUGUUGCAUAGACCGAUCGUACAACUUGUUAAAACUUAUUUUACAACCGCUAACUUGUUUUCUCCUCACUAAAGAAAAUAAAAGCAAUAAGGGGAUGAUGUUCUCCAAGAGACAUGCUAUUAACCUUAAUGUCAACUAGCUUGGCUCGUUUUGCUGGCUCAAUGCUUGUGGAGGUACGAAUUAAAAUCUAUGUAUCAAAUUGUAUGAUUAGAAAGUUAUUUCUCCCAA